Messenger RNA from Pseudozyma hubeiensis SY62, 1731 nucleotides. RefSeq lists its product as hypothetical. Bases 1 to 1731 code for a protein of 576 amino acids. The record is from RefSeq and is a predicted model, not a curated record. NCBI's taxonomy places the organism in Eukaryota, Fungi, Basidiomycota, Ustilaginomycetes, Ustilaginales, Ustilaginaceae. Gene Ontology annotation, cellular component: COP9 signalosome; cytosol. The transcript has a single exon.
AUGUCUUCAACCUCGGAGUCCUUCACGGCUCGCUUGCAGCAUGUAGCAACACAGCCGAAUGCCUCACGCCUGGCUACCUACGAGAGACUCAUUUCGGAACUUUUGCAGCAGCCUUCAAGCGAGCUGAAUCGCGAAGACCUGCUCGGAGCUGCGUCCGCCUACCUGCGAUACGCGGUCUUCAGCGAGCAAAACUCUACCGGCGGUGGCCUUGUCAUCGGCAGACAAGCUCUCACUGUGCUCGAGCAGCAUGCAGGACGGAUUGCAGAGGGAUAUGAAUCUCGACGCCGCGACAAGGACAGGAUGCAGGAUGACGAGGACGGUGGGAUUCCUGCGAUCGCCGACAGAGAUACACGGCGACAAUUGCUCGAGAAUGCCCUAGACCAACUCCAGCCUCGGGUAAUCAGCUUUGAGGAACAGGCAUCGAGUCUUCGAAUGCAGCUAGCGAGCCUGCUUGAGGCGGAGGAGGAUUGGAACGAAGCCGCGCGCGUUUUGUUGGCGGUUCCCUUGGACUCGGGUCACCGCAACGUCUCGGACCACUUGAAGCUUUCGAUCUACGUGCGGAUCGUGCGUCUGCUGCUCGAAGGCGACGACCCAGUGGCGGCAGAUAUGUAUCUCAAACGCGCCAGCAUGAUCAUUCACAAUGUACCCGGCGCUCUUCCGUCCCAGUAUCGGCAACAGCAGCAGGAGGAAGGCCAAGCGGCAGCCGGUUCGGCACCAUCUUCAACCGCAGGAGAGGACGCGCAAGGCGACGCGCAGGAAGCAGGGACAGGUGCCGCAGCAAGUGGUUUAAAGUACAGACUUGAGGACCCCAAGCUUUUGGGUUUACAGUAUCGACUUUCUCAAGCCCGCGUCUAUGAUUCGCAGCGACGCUUCUCCAAGGCCGCGAUUCGGUACCACGAGCUGAGCUAUGUCGCCGAGAUCGACGAAGACGAUCGUGCUAUGAUGCUGUCCGCCGCUGUGACGGCUGCCAUCCUGUCGCCAGCCGGACCGCAGCGAGCAAGGACGCUUGCCAUGCUGAUGCGCGACGAGCGUGCGCCAUCGCUGCCCCAGUACACCAUCCUGUCCAAGGUCUUUUUGGACCGUGUAAUUCGUCCAGACGAGAUAGCGAGCUUCGAAAAGUUGCUUUCUCCUCAUCAGAUUGCCGAGCUCGCGCCUGCAUCUGCCUCAGGCACGUCGAUGGCCGCGACAACCACCGAGGGAGCGCGUGGGAACAAGUCGAUCCGACAUGCGCCAUCGACGGUGCUAGACAGGGCCAUGAUCGAGCACAACGUGUUGAGUGCAUCGAGGUUGUACGACAAUAUCACGCUGGCUGGGCUGGGAGCCCUAGUGGACUUGAGCCCUACGGGGGCAGAAGACAUCGCACGCAGGAUGAUCAUGCAAGGACGACUCAAAGGGUGGAUCGACCAGGUAGACGAUAGCAGCACACGAAGCGGUGGUGGAGUGCUCUUCUUCAUCGAUCAGGAGCGACGUGGUGAGGGAGAGACGACGGCAGGAGGGCUCGAAGCUACCAAGGUGGAGAGCAGCGGCGGCGACGGCAGCGCCAGUGGAGGAGCGACGGCAGAAAGCGGUCCCGGCGGCAGUGCCGGCACGGGCGACGUGGAUACCAAGUGGACUCGCAGAUGGGACCAGCAGAUUGCUCAAGUAACGCGUGCAUUAGAAGAUGUCUGUCAGAGGAUCAAUCAGAUCUCUGCAGCUUCGAUAUUGUCGACGGCAAAAGGCAUCGUCGCUUAG